UUCAUUCCAUCAAACACAGAAACACAAACUCACUUCCUAUCUUCACCCAAACAUAUCAAAAUUUAUCUAUAGUUAUCUAGUUUUCCCAUUUUGAUCUCUAAUAUACAUCUUGAUCAAACACAUCAAUUUUUACUCUUUCACAAGCUGCUUUUCAAACAUCCCAUAUAACACUAAUGGAGAAUCUACAAAAGAUGAUCUCUGAGAAGUCGGUAGUGAUCUUUAGCAAGAACUCUUGCUGCAUGUCUCACACAAUCAAAACUCUCUUCUUCGACUUUGGUGUUAACCCGACGAUCUAUGAACUAGACGAGAUCAACAGAGGGAAAGAGGUAGAGAAAGCAUUGGCUCAGCUCGGGUGCAGUCCCACCGUACCGGUGGUGUUCAUAGGAGGGCAGCUUGUUGGUGGAGCCAAUCAAGUCAUGAGUCUCCAUCUCAAUCGUUCUCUCCUUCCCAUGCUUAAGCGCGCUGGAGCAUUAUGGCUUUGACUUCAAAAAUAAAUGGGAGUGUAAUGUAAUGAAGAAACUAAUUAAAGUGAACUAAAAAGACAUACACAAGAAUGUAUGUAUUAUGAGUUAAUAUGUCUAUCUAAGUUUUGAAAAAGAUAGAUUUAUCCGUCACCUAUUUUGUAAAGUGUGGGGAUGUUUUUAUAAUAAAAUGAACUAUCGUUAGAUUUCUUCU
This is a messenger RNA of Camelina sativa (false flax), 675 nucleotides long. NCBI's taxonomy places the organism in Eukaryota, Viridiplantae, Streptophyta, Magnoliopsida, Brassicales, Brassicaceae. The record is from RefSeq and is a predicted model, not a curated record.